Messenger RNA from Anarrhichthys ocellatus (wolf-eel), 1915 nucleotides. Its product is annotated as claudin-4-like. NCBI's taxonomy places the organism in Eukaryota, Metazoa, Chordata, Actinopteri, Perciformes, Anarhichadidae. The record is from RefSeq and is a predicted model, not a curated record. Bases 311 to 991 code for a protein of 226 amino acids. Gene Ontology annotation, cellular component: membrane; bicellular tight junction. Gene Ontology annotation, molecular function: structural molecule activity. The transcript has a single exon.
CUCUGUUUCCUCCCCCCUCCCUCUCCUCUCCGCAAAAACUGGGAGAAAAGGAUUGUUUUGAAACCAAGGAAGAAUAAACAGAGGAUUUCCCUCCUCCACCCAAGGACGUGCCUCUUUUUUUCACGAAUACCAAAGAACUGGUUCCCCCCUCUCCGAACACAUGCAAAACAGACAGGGCGAAUACGCAAAAACCUAGACAGAAGGUCUCUGCCUCGCACCAGCACACACACGUUUAUAAAACGACACACCCGAACCCACAACCCCACCGCCAGCUAGUUCUGGUGACGCCCGCAGCGGAGAGGACCGAGGCAUGCCGGGAGUCAUGCAGUGGCAGCUGGAGCUCGCUGCCCUCGGUCUGGCCCUUACCGGCUGGCUGUGUGCCAUCCUCACGCGCUGCCUGGCCCUGUGGACGGUGAGCGGCACUGUGGACAACACCACGGCCACCCUGCCGGCCUACUGGGACGGGGUGUGGCUGGAAUGGGAUCACUGGGAUUUGGCACACGACGGCAGUCUGCACUGCUCCUUCUACCGGUCCCUCAUGUCUCUCUCUGGGAGCUUUCGGACGUGGAGGGCCCUCGUCAUGGCCGCUAUCGGGGCCGGGGGCUUCGCCGCGGCUAUCGGGGCGGCGGGGGCCGUGUGGUUCCCCACGCGCGGCCAGGUCAAAGUGUUUUCUGGCGCCCUCUUUGUUGUGUCUGGGAUCCUGCUGCUGGUUCCCACAGCCUGGACGUGCCACCACACCGGCCAGCCGCUGGAGGGCGCCGUGCUGUUGAGGAGGGACUGGGGGCCGGCGCUGUACCUCGGCUGGAUCUCCUUCGCCCUGAUGGUGGCCGGAGGGGCGUUUCUCGCCACCAGGUGCCCCACCGGUGAGAGGCCGGUAGAGCGGCCGGGAGACGACCCGAGCCCGGAGGAGGGGGCCAGUCACCCGCUGAGCCGGAUCAACAGGACUACGUUCACACACAGCCAGUAUGAGCGCAGGUCCGAGCCCCUCUGAGGGGGGGGGGGGGAUAUUUCUGGCUGCACGUGAGGAGUAACGAUGCACCCACCUAACUGAGUGUGAGCAUUAGAAAGUAGAAGCACAUUUAACCUCUGACAAUGUCACUGUAAAGACAGACACUCCUGUCUGUUUGCUUUACUCAGUGCAGUUAUUGAUACUAAUACUGGUUAUUCUGAUACUUUUACUUCAUUUAGUUUAUAUUAGUCUUAACACGAAAUAAACGAAAUUUGUUUUGAGGUGAAUUAUUCUGCACAAAAAGGACACCGUGGAAUAAUUUGCAUUGCAAAUGACUUAAAGGCAUUUGUUUACCGGAGUUAUUUGAAUGGACUGGUUUUUAACUCAUUGUGCCACAGAGCACUUGAUGUGAUGGUCAUUUUGAAACACUGUAGUAAUCUAUUUGGAGUGUUUGUCUUUAAAAAAUAAAAGAAAUAGGACACAUGAUGGAAAAGAAUCAGACAAUGUCUUUUAGAGUGGGUCGAUACAUUUACAGACUAUCCACAGUUGGGUGUACAAUAAAGGACUUUAUUAGAAUUCUGUUUGCAGAUCUACACCCAUGUUUGGCGGGUAUGUCGUGUGACGUCAGUAUGUUACACUUUUCAUAAUAAAAACAUUGUAAUACGAAACGACGGUUCAGGGGUUGGAAUGUAUGGAAUUCUGAGUUUAAAGAAAACAGAAAUUGUGCCCGCAAUCAUUUAAUGCAAAAAAUAGGGAAAGUGCAAUAUGUGGAAAAACUGAUGUUAUCUUGAAAGCUUUCAUCUUUGAAUUCCCCUGUAAAAUCACAGAGGACAAAGUGAGAGGUCCCUCUCUUUUACUGUGCACUUUUAAAUAUCUAUUUUUAAUCCUAGUUCACGGUGUGUGAUGUAGUGCUGGGAAAACUCUUGGGGCUGGCUUUUGCAUUUCAUUUGUAAUAAAGUUACUCUA